GGGAGGGGCUGAGCCAUACAGGGAGUGGAGUCACAAAUACCUGGGCACAGGUGAGCGGGAGCUGAAGCGUCCAGGACUCUGCCUUUGGAGCUUUACUACUGUGUGGAUUGAUUAACUGCUGUCGGAGUUACCUGCCUGAAAAUCCCAUGGCAGGAUCCUGUGAAAUCAGCAAUCUCAUCUCAAACUACUUCAGCGCCAUGUAUCAGCCAGAAGAAGCACCACCAGACCCAGACCUACUGACUCACCUUGGAGAUGAUGAUAACCUUUCUCUCACUUUGUCUAACACCCAGAUGGCCACAGAGACAACAGGCAAGCCAACAUGGUAUGGCGAGAUGCCACACUGCUGGAGCAGGGCUCAAGUGCUGGAGUGGAUCAGCUACCAUGUGGAGAAGAACAAGUAUGACGCCAGCGCCAUAGACUUCUCCUGCUGCAAUAUGGAUGGCUACACGCUUUGCCAAUACACGCGGGACCAGCUGGGACUCAUCUUCGGGCCCCUUGGCGAUGAGCUCUAUGACCGCCUGCACGAAAUCACAUCUGUCCCGGAUGAACUUGGCUGGAUCAUGUCUGUGCUAAGGAGCGAAGACGUCUCUCAAGAGGCGCUUCUGGACUCCAGCCCAUUAGAACUGGGAAAUUCCUACAAUCAGGACUACCUGGAAGAGAUGAAGUUAGCAAACAUUUUCUCCCAGUCCGACCUUGGCUACAUCUCUGGAGCCAUGUCCCCAGACAGCUCAGCAUCUCUAGCAGGGACGAUGUCUCAGAGCCCUCAGUCUCAGGACUCCGGUGGAAGUGACCUAGAUCUCGACCCCAUAGACAUGAAGCAUUGCCACUUUUCUGAUGGUGACUAUGCAGAAUAUAAGAAAGAAGAUCUCAAGAAGCGGAAAAGGGGACGGCCCAGGAAGGUCAGCAAGGACAGCAGAGACUGCCUGGAGACCAAGAAAAGCAAACACUCUCCAAGAGGGAUCCACCUAUGGGAAUUCAUCCGGGACAUCCUAAUUCACCCAGAGAUGAAUGAGGGGUUGUUGAAGUGGGAAGACCGACGAGAAGGCAUCUUCAAGUUCCUGCGCUCCGAGGCGGUGGCUCAGCUCUGGGGGCAAAAGAAGAAGAACAGCAGCAUGACCUAUGAGAAACUGAGCAGAGCCAUGAGGUAUUACUACAAGCGGGAGAUCCUCGAACGAGUGGAUGGCCGGCGACUGGUGUACAAAUUUGGGAAGAACUCCAGUGGGUGGAAGGAGGAAGAGGUUCAAGGCAGGAGCUAAGAGCUGCAAGAGCCACACACGGACUUGGACAUGGCCCAUCCUUGCUCAGAGGAGCAGCUCUGAGCGCAAUAUGCACUGACGUGGGCUCUGAGCCCCUUAAACUGCUAUCUCCAGCAGUGUGUGUUAUUAGACUCCAGCCCUUCUAUGGGGCAAAGUGUGUGUUCUGGCUCCUAGCUGGGAGCUCAGGUAAUUACAGCUGAUAUUUUGGCUCAAGUAGGUUAUUGUGAACCAUUAUUACUUUGUUGCAAUUGGACUCUGGCUGACAUCUUGGCUCUGGAUAGGAUUACAUCGCCUUUGGCUUGUCUGCUGCCCCGCACAGAGCUCAUCAAGGCAGAAGGAACUGGGUGUUCUCUGCAAUUUGCUUUGUCCCAGGGGGCCAUUCAUAGGACAUUCAACGGUCGGCUGAUUCACAGAGAAUGCCGUGGCCAACUGUGCAUGGGGAAGGAAGAUUUGCCACCUUCAGAAUACGGGAAUGCUGAUACCCAGUUUGGAGUAGUAAUUGGAAGUGAAGCUUCCCACCCAAAUGCAGACUAGUUUGUGGCUAAUGUUCCUGUUUAACAGGCAGAACUUAGCUGGUCAGUCUUUGAAUGUAGGACUCCAAUAAUUGUGGAUUUCGCAUUGCUUUGGAAGGCAGAGUUCAGGAGCUCUUCAUUGGCUCUUCCGCAGUGAAAACAUUA
This is a messenger RNA of Zootoca vivipara (common lizard), 1933 nucleotides long. It is a transcript of the gene ELF3, whose product is annotated as E74 like ETS transcription factor 3. The record is from RefSeq and is a predicted model, not a curated record. Gene Ontology annotation, biological process: cell differentiation; regulation of transcription by RNA polymerase II. Gene Ontology annotation, cellular component: nucleus. Lineage: Eukaryota; Metazoa; Chordata; Lepidosauria; Squamata; Lacertidae. Gene Ontology annotation, molecular function: sequence-specific DNA binding; DNA-binding transcription factor activity, RNA polymerase II-specific.